CGUGUACGGUAUAUACCGGGGAGACAGCACGGCCAUUAGAAAUGAAACGAAACGAAAAGGAGGAAAUAAAAGAAUUUUUCAUCACUUUUAUGACGUGGCAGCGAGUUUCACGUCUGUUUACGUUGUCAUAUUAAAGGUUGAACCAAGAAUUGUCUUUUCUAACGAGAGAAAGAUGACAGAACAAGAGAUUGCACGGUGAAGUAUUCAUAAAGAAGAUUUCAAGUCCAGUGAUCUACAAAGCAUAAAAAAUGACGCAAGCAAAAUUUUUGGGUCAGUUUAAAGCGUUAGUCUGGAAAAAUGUUCUCUUGAAGAAUAGAAACAAAAAACAGACAUUUCAGGAGAUACUCAUGCCGAUUUACUUCAUAGCCAUUUUAGCAAUGAUAAAGUCCUUUGUUAAACCAAAGACCUAUCCAGAAAUAAACAGCUUUCCAGUAUAUUCGUUAAAUGAUACUAAAACCUUGGGUUCAUUUGGUGGUAAAAUUUUGGUAACACCAAAUACCUCACAUUCUCAUAAAGUGUUGGAUGAAACGACAGAUAUAUUGCACAGUAUAUUAAAAAACAGUGUAUUUAAUGUCUUAUAUUUUGACAAUGAAGAUGAAGCUGUGCAGGCUUAUAAAAUGUCACCGCAAAACGUUGCUGCAGGUGUGAUUCUGCAUUAUGAUUCAACUAAAUCGCAUACCAAUUUAAGCUACGCUAUACGUGUUCCUUAUUCAGACAUAGCAAGCUCCGAUCCAGGCAAUAUAUAUCAAGAUCAGUCACAAUGUCGUAAUGGUAAUGGACUUGAUGGGUCUAACUGUGCUGCAGCCACAUAUAUCUACACAGGUUUCUCAGCUAUACAGCUAGCAAUUGACACAGCCUUAACAAGAAUAAAUUUCAACAAUUCCAAUCUAUAUCCACCAGAAAUUAAUGUUCAGAUGAUGCCUAAACCUGGAUAUAUUCCUGACACAAGCUACAUACAGAUUUUAUCAUCUUUGUAUUUCAUCAUUGCAUACUCACCUUUCAUUAACUUCCUGACUGUAAACUUGGUUGCUGAGAAGGAGAAGAAAAUCAAGGAAGGCAUGAAGAUGAUGGGACUUAGAGAUGCAGCUUUCUGGUUGUCAUGGGGAUUUGUGUAUUCAGUGAUCAUCAUUGUUGUGACCUUGGUCGUCAUAGCGAUAGCAUACGAAUUUAAGUUCUUCACAAACAGUAAUAUGUUGCUGUUCUUCCUGAUGCUGGUCUUGUAUGGUCUGUCUAUCAUUGGAGUGUCCUUCUCACUGACACCAUUCUUCAGUAAGGCUCAGGUAGCAGGGGGUGUAGCCAGUGUGUCCUCAAUGUUGAUCAGCUUGCUGUAUCUGAUAGUGAGUCUGACCAGAACGUACACGUCUGCAGGUGUGGAGUAUACUAUACCUGUGUGGGGAAGGUGGCUUCUCUGCAUACUCUCUCCUGUAGCACUCGCUUUAGCUAUAGAUCAGGCAAUAUAUCUAGACAUAGUAAAUCCAGAUGGUAUGACCUUUUCUACUCUCACUGUAGGAGAGUUUCCUCUACUAGGACCACUGCUCAUGUUAGCUGUUGACACUGUGAUGUACUUCAUACUGGCUGUUUACCUGGAUAAUGUUAUACCAGGUGAAUAUGGACCAAGACAACCACCAUGGUAUAUAGUUUCACCCUCGUACUGGUGCAGAAAGUCUACGACAGCAGGAUCUUUUACCAACCAGAGAUUCUCACCUUUUGCAUAUAACAGUGAUAAGGAUGGUGACGCCAAUAUUGAGAAGGUCUCUGAUGAGAUGAAGGAUAAAAUUGCUGUUAGCAUUGAUAGAUUGACAAAAGUAUUUGCAACAAGUGAUGGAAAAGUGAAUGCAGUGGAUGGGUUAAGUCUGGAUAUAUAUGAAGGCCAGAUAACAGCUUUACUAGGUCAUAAUGGAGCUGGAAAGACCACAAUUAUGAAUAUACUUACUGGAAUGACUGGACCUACAUCAGGAAUGGUUCAAGUCGCUGGUUUGGAUGUGUCUAAUCCAAAUGAUAUGGCAGAAAUACGGAGUAUGACUGGGAUUUGUCCUCAAGCGAAUAUCCUGUUGAGAUAUGACAUGAACAGAUUUUUAGUAGAAGUGCCAAUCUGUACACCCGAGUGCAGAGAUGAGAACGGACGGAAAGAUUUGGAAGAUAUUUUGAAGGGCGACAGGUUCAUGCUGCUUGUCAAGAAAAUCAAAUCAGUUUCAAGCAAUGAUGCUCCAUCAGAAAACCCUCAUCAGAUUCAGACGGACAAUCUGCCAGAGAAGCACGAACAAAAGAAAACCCCAAAAGGCAAGAUACAGAGGAAAAAAGAGAUUAUAUUCCUCGAUGAGCCAACAGCUGGCAUGGACCCAUUUUCCAGAAGACACCUUUGGUCAGUUCUGAAAAAGAAGAAGGAUGGUCGUGUUAUUUUGCUCACCACACAUUUCAUGGAUGAAGCUGAUAUAUUAGCUGACAGGAAAGCCAUUAUAAACAGAGGGUCCUUGAGAUGUUGCGGUUCUUCAUUGUUUCUGAAAAACAGAUUUGGUAUUGGAUACCAUCUGAGUGUGGUUGUGGACCAGGAUGGGGAUGCAGACGGAAUAAAGUGUCUUAUACGUGACUUCAUACCGGAGGCUGAAACAAACAGAGUCCAUGGUCAGGAACUAGAUAUAACAUUACCCCUGGCACAGGUUUCUAAAUUCGCAGAACUGUUUAAGGCUCUUGAAGAGACAGUUGGCAGUGAUGAUAAUCUUGGUAUAUGUAGCUAUGGUAUUUCAAUGACAACACUUGAGGAAGUAUUUCUAGAACUUGAAAAAGAUGCUGACCUCUCAGAACCAAAAUCAGUUAUGGAAACAAGACUUGUGAAUGACACUGAGAAUGAGGUCCAUGAGCAUAUUAGUAUGGCACCACUUGGUGAGCAGCCCUUAGAUGGUGGGAAGCCCUUGUUGGAAGUGCAGCUCAGGCAUAUGCCUGAAUCAGGAACUGCACUAUCCAUGCAAAGAUUUAAGGCAUUGUUUAAGAUCAGGUUUCUCAGAAACAAACGCAAUGGACAGCUACUGUUUUACCAACUAUUUCUUCCAAUCAUAUUAGUUGUAAUCGGACUGAUGGUAAAUAAGAAUUCAAAGAAUAAUCUUGAGGGAAGCAAUCCUAAAUCUCUUGAAAUAGGCCCGUACUACUACAGUAAGAUGAAGAAUAGCCCUUCAACCAAGGGAAGAUUUGGUCCUAUACCAUCACUGUUGGUGCAUGAUGAUGUUGAUUCAUUACCAUCCAGAUCCUUCCUUGGGAAUUUGUCUGCUGUUUACAACAUAGAGAAGUUGGACAAUUAUAGCUCAUUGAUGAACAUUGCACCUCACUAUCUUGGUAUAAACCUCACAAAGUUUGAAUUUAGUUCUCAGGGUGUUGCAACAGGAUUUACAGCUUUAUACAAUGACAGUGCCAUACAUGCCAUUCCUGCCAUAGUAAACUUGAUGACUAAUAGCGUCUUUAAAAUUCAAGAAUAUUUGACAGGAAAAACUGACAAUAGUAGUUUCAUAAGUACAAGUAGUUUGCCAUGGCCUGCAAGUUUCGAGGAAGUAGCACUGAGCAAUGAGGCAUUUUCAUCAGUGAUUUUACUGGCAAUGGCAUUUGUAGUGAUUCCCUCAGGCUUUGGAAUAGAUAUUGUGGUAGACAGGCAGACCAAAGUACGCAGCCAGUUGAGGAUAGCAGGGGUGCCAUACAGAUUGUACUGGGGAGCUUAUGUUGUCAUGGAUAUCAUCAAGUACAUAAUUCCAGCAUUGUUGGUCAUUUUCAUUACUUUUAUGUUGCAGGUUGAUAGUUUAAAACAAGGAGGUGCAAUGUGUGUUCUGAUUUUGAUGUUCCUGACCUGUAUUCCGGCAAACUUACUGCUGUCCUACAUUAUAUCGUUCGGAUUUGAUAAAUGGGAGACUGCCCAAGCUGUACAACCUCUCAUAUUUUUCUUUGUAGGGUUCAUGCCAUAUUUACCUGUUGCUCUUGUUGAUUCAAUGACCAGUGAAUCUAUUGCCAGCAUUUUACAUAUUAUUUUCUGCUGUACUUGCUCUCCAUACAUCAUGUUUGGUGGAUUAUUCUACAUUGAUAAGGUGUACCGAAAUGCAGAGAUGCACAUGAACACAGAGAAUAUUCUCUUUAAAGACUAUUUUUCCAUGGAUAUCAUUGUUGCUAUAUUUACUCCCUUAGUACAAGUUGUGCUGUAUGCUGUGUUACUGAGAUUACUGGAUACACGAGACAGUGGUGGGAGUAUAAAAGAAGCAUUUGGUUGCCAAGUUACGGAAGAAUCUGGUUAUUCUAACCUGGAGAAUAUCAGGGAAACAGUUGAUGAAGAUGAAGAUGAUGAUGUGAAAAAAGAGAGACAAAGGGUUCAGGAGUUACUGAAACAACCUCAGGUACCUGCUGCAGUUGUUUCUAACCUUAGGAAAGAAUUUAGCAAGAAUGGAUCAAACACAUGUUUUAGGAAAGGAAAAGAUAGCAAUGUUUUUGUGGCUGUUGAUAAUUCAUCAUUUGCUGUAGAUGUGGGAGAAGUAUUUGGCCUGCUCGGUCCAAAUGGUGCAGGUAAAAGUACAACACUGAAUGUAAUGACAGCUGAUACUGCACCUACCAGAGGACAGGUAUUUGUUGGUGGACAUGAUGUGAGGUCAAGUUUGUUUAAUUCCUUUGGUGUCAUGGGGUUCUGUCCACAACAUGAUGCACUAUGGGAUAGUGUUACUUUAAAGGAGCAUCUGCAGUGUUUCUCAAAAAUUAGAGGCAUACGACCUGAUGAAAUCAACCCUUGCAUUGACUUUUACAUGAACCACUUCCAGCUGAAAAAGCAUGGUGAGAAGCGGUCAAAGAAAUUGUCAGGGGGAACCAAAAGAAAGUUGAGUUAUUGUAUAAGUAUGCUGGGUCAGCCAAGAUUUGUUCUCCUGGAUGAACCAUCUACAGGAAUGGACCCACAAUCUAAACGCUUCUUAUGGGAUACAAUAUCCAGCAGUUUUAAGGCAUACCAAAGAGGAGCCAUAUUGACUACACAUUAUAUGGAAGAAGCAGAUGCUUUGUGUUCUAGGAUAGCCAUUAUUGUCAAUGGUAGACUACAAUGCAUUGGAUCCAGUCAACAUUUGAAAAACAAAUACGGCAGUGGUUAUUUGUUGGAAAUAAAGAUCUUGACAAAUGAAGAUACACGUCAUCAUUUGGAAGAUGAAAAGAAGAUAUUAAAGAAGUUUAUAUUGGAUCACUUUCCAGACUCAACAUGUAUUGAAGAAUUUAAUGAAAGAGUGCAAUACAAAAUACCAAGGCAUAAUGUCAAUUCGCUGGCAGUUGCCUUUUCUGUCCUGGAGCAGGCUAAAAGUCGACUGAAAGUAGAAGAGUAUAGCUUCAGUCAGUCAACACUUGAACAGGUGUUCCUGGAGUUCGCCAAGAUGCAGCUUGAUGAUGCUGAACAUGUUGGAGAAAGUGCUAAAUAAGAUAUUUAUCAUACAGAUAAAACAUUAUUCAAGACAGGCUUCACAAACAAUGUUUCUUACACAGUGUAGAUGUUUAUAACUUCAUUAGCCAGCCAAAUUGUAUUUGUCGCGCAGUUGUGCCAAAUUCUUUAGUACCAACAUGAAUAUGGUCACCGAUGUAUUUUGUCCAAUCAAUGUGUAUAUGUGCAAUGUGUAUAUGUGCAAAAGCAACAUUCUAAUCUUGUUCUCAAAAGUUACUAAUACACAGCAGGAAUGUCAAUGAUCAAAACUGGACGAAUAUACAGUUAUCCUCACUUUAAUGUCAUUUAUAAUUUGUCCUUGAAUUCUCCACCAUACUUUUCAUAACUCUGUUUGCACGAGUUGCACGAGAAUGCUGUCAUUCACGUAAAAAAAUGGGGUCAAAUAAGUUGUAAAUGCAAUAUCAUGUAAACGUAAUUAAUGGCUUAUGCAGUUCAAGAUAAACUUUAUCUCAUAACGUAACGAACAUGUAUAAUGUUGUAACAACAAUUUUACUUACACUGAUUUAAGUAGCAGUCGGUUUAUAAGUGACUUUAUUGAUUCAUUUUGUGUUUUGUUAUUGUUGUCAAAAGUAUAACGGAAGUGCCUCACAACUGAAGCGGAAACCAGUUUGAUGCGCAAAGUAGUCCAUAAUAUUUUUUGACAAAUGUUCACAGAAAUUAAUAAUUUUCUAAUAUUAAAGACGAAUAUCUGAAUAGGAUUCAUUAUUUGAUAAGAAAUUAUAAUCAUCGACAUGUUUUUUUUAAAAAUCGUACACGUGCUGACACCUAAGUUGUCUCCCGUUGUUUAUUAGAGUUACCUUUCGUCCGGCGCAGUAAUACAUUUGCAGUGAAUCGCCGAGAAGUCGUGGGAAAAUUAAAAACCAUGUAAACAAACUAAAAUUAACCACCUUUUCAAGAUGAAUUUCAAGUGAUCGACGUUAUGCAUUUAACCCGCCUGACCUGUGUAGCAUCUUAGAUAUCUGUUCUAAGGUAUUCAUUGUGUAGAAUGUCAUGUUAUGCCCUUGCAAUGCUAAUCCCACUCUGAUUUUUUUGUUUACAUUUUUUUAUUUUUUAUCAAUGAGAAAUAUGGCGUCCAUCCCGAGAUGAACUGACGUGGCGUUAAAUUUUUACAUGUUUAAGCAAACCUGGUGUGUUAGAAAGAAAAUCUCAUCCCUUCAGCAUUAUUUGGAACACUGUUAUUGUAAAAAACCUGUUUUUUCCUUAUACAAAAGCUUAAUAUUUUGUGUUGAAUGUUCUUUCACAAACACCUCUGUUUUCCUAUUACAUUCAUAGUACCACAUCCUUACCCACAAAAUACUGAAUAUUACAGGUGUCCAUCAGUAUUAUAUCAGUUUAGGAAUAUGUUUUUUUAUUUUCCCACCAUCGAUUUCUUGAAUAUGCACCCCUUCCGCAUUGCUGUAUGAACUGUGAAUGUAGCAAUAUGCGUCCCCUUAAUAUGUAAUGCAAAGUCAAGUCAAAAUCCUUUAUUUCCCUCAUUUCAUGUAAUCAUAAAUGAAAGCCGUGACUUGUAAAUACUUGUCAGGCAUUAUUGUCAUGAUUAUGAAGUGUAAUUUUGUUAUGAUUAUAUAUUGUGAGAAACAUCUCGAUAAUAGAUCAUGAAUAGGCGUAUUUCGAAUUAAACUGAAUACACCUUAGGAAAAAAGGGGAGGUAAUAGCAGUUACCAAAACUCAUUUUUGCCUGAUAUGUAAUCAAGGAAUAAAACCUAGUCUUAAAUCUAAUAUGAAAAAAGCAAUAUUAAUACCUAUGAUAGAAACACAAUAAGAAUAUUUUUUUUUUAGAUACUCACCGGUUAUUUAUAAAAGCGGUAGUUUAUAACCAUGCAUUGUUCUGCAAAUUAUUAAUCGCAAUCUACACUUUAUGUCCCGUAAUGUAAUACGGGUCAUUUUCAUUCCUCAUUCUAAUUGAGGAAUAGUUAAGGUUUCGAUGGAGGCCUUGAGAAACAAAAAUCAAACAACACCAAAUCAUAGAAAGAAAGAGUUGUUUGACAUGAAAAUUGAACAGCAUGUAAAACAUGUAUAUUACUUUACGAAACAAGUGUCAGUAUACUGAUAUAAAUAUUGAAUUCCGGAAAAGGGCUGCCUAAAGGGGCUCCACUUCCGGACAGUUAAACGCCUUUAAAAACUCACCAUUUUCAAAGAACUGUUACACAUGUUCGUUUUGAUGCAUUUGCAAUAGCGUGCGAGUGGUGAAAUUUCGCAUAACAAGGUGGAACACAGUUUUCAGCAAUUGUUUAUCAUUAUUUCUUUACAUAUGGCAUUCAUUUUCAAAGGGAGACAACUGUUCCCGAUUAUUUUAAGUACAAAUGGCAUUCAUUUUCAAACGGAAACAACUUUUUCCGAUUAUUUUAAGUAAUCUUUGAGAAAAAGUUGUCUCCCUUUGAAAAUGAAUGCCAUUUGUAAAGUAAAAAAGAUAAACAAUUGCUGAAAACUAUGUUCCACCUUGUUACGUGAAAUUUCACCACUCGCACGCUAUUGCAAAUGCAACAAAACAAACAUGUGUAACAGUUCUUUGAAAAUGGUGAGUUUUUAAAGGCGUUUAACUGUCCGGAAGUAGAGCCCCUUUAGGCAGCCCUUUUCCGGAAUUCAAUGUUUAUAUCAGUAUACUGACACUUGUUUCGUAAAGUAAUAUACAUGUUUUACAUGCUGUUCAAUUUUCAUGUCAAACAACUCUUUCUUUCUAUGAUUUGGUGUUGUUUGAUUUUUGUUUCUCAAGGCCUCCAUCGAAACCUUAAAGAGAGAAAUUAAACUUGAAUUGCAUGAAAGAUACGGAAAUUACCUCCAGUGAAAGUAAAGUGGUUCAUUUUCGACCAAGUUCACAGGGUAGUACAGAUUGUAACUUAAAUGUGGUCAAGAUACUAUACAGGAAAUGGAAAUGGCUAUUUAUUUUGCAUUAAAUCAAUUUAUUCAGUUUCGUGUCUUGCAUGUUUUUUUGUGAUGAACGCGUUAUAGACAAAAGGGUGUACAGAAUGCAACUAUCGAAAUACAUAGUUACGUCUCGUGUUUUGUUAAUGUUUUAAUUCGUUUCUGAUGAACGUUUUAUAAAUGUUUUGCUUGUUUUAUUCUUUUCUGUUUGGGCUUCAAGUCUUUCUAUGCUAACUUGUUAGUGAUGUGCCUAAUUUACAACAGUGCAAUCAUUUUUUUAUCCUGUGAAGGUGCAGGUACUGAGUGCAUAAUAUUUUAUUUUAUUAAGUACAUGUUACAUGUUUUCACUAUGUUGAUUUGCUUAAAGCGCCAGUGCUAUUCAGAAAAUAUUUUGUAUGUUUAAUUUGAUAUUGUAAACUUUAUAUAUUUUUCUGUGAUAAUUGAAAUAAAAAUCGUAAAAAAGUA
Mercenaria mercenaria is the source of this 8767-nucleotide messenger RNA. Its product is annotated as cholesterol transporter ABCA5-like. The transcript is spliced from 35 exons. The record is from RefSeq and is a predicted model, not a curated record. Gene Ontology annotation, biological process: transmembrane transport; lipid transport. Gene Ontology annotation, cellular component: membrane; intracellular membrane-bounded organelle. Gene Ontology annotation, molecular function: ATP hydrolysis activity; lipid carrier activity; ATP binding. NCBI's taxonomy places the organism in Eukaryota, Metazoa, Mollusca, Bivalvia, Venerida, Veneridae. The coding region runs from base 249 to 5420 and encodes 1723 amino acids.